Messenger RNA from Sardina pilchardus (European sardine), 3818 nucleotides. RefSeq names its product zinc finger protein 598 (gene znf598). The record is from RefSeq and is a predicted model, not a curated record. Gene Ontology annotation, biological process: protein ubiquitination; rescue of stalled cytosolic ribosome. Gene Ontology annotation, molecular function: ubiquitin protein ligase activity; ribosome binding. The transcript has 12 exons. NCBI's taxonomy places the organism in Eukaryota, Metazoa, Chordata, Actinopteri, Clupeiformes, Clupeidae. The coding region runs from base 130 to 3069 and encodes 979 amino acids.
CCAACACAAACUUAGCAUAACUAGCCAACAACGCAAGCUUGAGAGACCCACAUUUCUCGGGAUUUCAGAUCUAAUACUUGGAUUUCACAUCUGUAGACCUAUCUGUUUGUAAAUUUGUGCCUUUACACCAUGGAAUCAACAUCUAUGAAAGAAACCGAACGCACAUGUGUGCUCUGCUGUCAAGAUAUCGAGAUUUUCGCUCUAGGAAAAUGUGAUCACCCGGUGUGCUACCGUUGCUCCACCAAGAUGAGAGUGCUAUGUGAGCAAAAAUACUGCGCCGUCUGCCGGGAGGAACUUGACAAGGUUAUCUUUGUCAAAAGACUCCAACCUUUUUCAUCACUUCCAACUGAUCAGUUACAGUGUGAGAAGAAGGAUGACAUCUAUUUCAGUGAUGCCAAAAUCUAUGCACAGUACCGGCGAAUUUUGUUAUCAGAGUGUCCACAGUGUCAGGAACCAAAGGUUUUUUCUAAAUUUGAAGAGUUGGAACAACACAUGAGAAAACAGCAUGAACUAUUUUGCUGCAAAAUAUGUGUCAAGCACUUGAAGAUAUUUUCAUAUGAGAAAAAAUGGUACAACCGUAAAGACUUGGCUCGACAUAGAACACAAGGGGACCCAGACGACACAUCUCACAGAGGGCACCCCCUCUGCAAAUUCUGCGACGAACGCUACUUGGAUAACGACGAGCUCCUGAAACAUCUACGGAGAGAUCACUACUUCUGCCAUUUCUGCGACGCAGAUGGAGCACAAGAGUACUACAGCGAUUAUCAGUACCUCAUGGAGCAUUUCCGGGAGAGCCAUUACCUUUGCGAGGAAGGCCGCUGCAGCACGGAGCAGUUCACCCACGCCUUCCGCACCGAGAUCGACUACAAAGCCCACAAGGCUGCUGCCCACAGCAAGAACCGGGCCGAGGCCCGUCAGAACCGACAGAUUGACCUGCAGUUCAGCUACGCCCCGCGUCAGCAGAGGAGGAAUGAAGGUAUGGUCGGGGGUGACGAUUACGACGAGGUGGAGCGUUUCAAUAGGCACGGCCGAGGAGGCAGAGCACGAGCCUCAGGAGCUCAUCAGAACCUGAGGAAGAGCUGGAGAUACAACCGAGAGGAGGAGGAGAGGGACGUGGCGGCGGCGCUUCAGGCUUCGCUGGCCACGCAGGAGGGCCAAGCAGGGCCAGGGCCAACAAGCAGGAGGGGGCAGGAGGAGCGAGGGCCAAGCCGGAGGGGGCAAGAGGAGCGAGGCCCGGGCAGGAGGGGGCAAGAAGAGCGAGGCCCGGGCAGGAGGGCGCUGCUGCAGGAGGAGAGAGCUGCUGCUGCCGCUGCUGCUGCUGAGAAAGGCCCACAGAAGUCCCGAGAGAGGAUGGACCCAGAGGAGAUGAGGAGCGCCAGAGGCACUGCGAAACCGCCCAGCGAAGCGCAAGGUCGAAUGCUGGGAAACAUUGCACCAAUGGGAGAUGACUUUGCUGGUUACCCUGUUAUGAGCAGCUCAAUCAAACCCCCCGCUCCAGUCACUCUGAAGGAGGACGACUUCCCCAGCCUCUCCAGCGCGCAGCAUUCCGCGCCGAUGACGCCCGCCUACAGCGCUCCGCCCCGGAGCAAGUCGUCCUUCCAGGAGGAGGACUUCCCCGCGCUCAUCUCUAAAAUCAAACCCAGGAAGCCGCCGGAAAGCUCCGGGUCGGCAUGGGCCGCGAGCAAGACGGUGGUCCUGCCCAGCAAAACACCCGCCCCUCCCCCCGCCUCCGCCCACGGCUCCUUAAGCGGCCCUCAACCCCUCUUGCCUUCCUCCUCCUCCUCUUCCUCCUCCUCGUCCAAACGGAAGAAGAAGCUCGGCACUAGCGAGGCUCCCAAACCCGCCCCGAAAAUCAAGUCGCCGUGCUCGUCGGACGAGGAGGAUCCCCUCCCUGGCAAGACGGUCAAGGAGAUCCGGGCAGUGCCAACCAUGCUGGACAUCUCCUCGCUCCUGACCGUGAAGGGAGGCCCUGCUCCCCAGCCCAGCGCCACAAAGGCGGGCAAGAAGAAGAAGCCGUCCGGCCCCUCGUCUUCCGGCGCCCCGGGGGCACCGACGGACCUGGGCGGGAUGGCGUCCAGCGCCGCUCACAAAGAGAACGUGCCGCAAAGCAAGCGGCCGGACACCGGCGUCCCCAAAGCCUCUGCACUGAACCCCAACACUCCCGCGGGGAUGCCCAAGUCGAUGCCCAAGUCGAGCGCCGUGAUGAACGGCUACACGGAAAGGGCCGCGAUGCAGAGCAGCGGCUACACCAUGGCCCCUACAGAGCAGCCUCCUGUUGCCAAACCACUGCCAGCGUCAGACUCUCCACCCCUGCCCAUGGAGGAAGAGUUCCCUGCCCUCAUCUCCAAAAAGCCUCCACCUGGUUUCAAAGGCGCAUUCCCCUUGAAGAGUACACAGGCUGCCGCUCCAGCGCCACCGCCAGGGUUGGGGGGUGUAGCAGCCAUGGUCACCAAACCGCCCCCUGGAUUUACAGGUGUUCCUCUCAACAGUAAUGUUGUGGAUCCUCCUGUUACUGCUGCCAAUCGACCAACACAGUCUCUUGGGACCUACCUCAAACCUGACAAUUUCGUAAAGAGAAACAUGGACCUGAUUCAGUCAAUCAAAAACUACCUUCAGAACGAUGAGUCUAAGUUCAACGAGUUUAAGAAUUACUCUGGACAAUUCCGACAGGGUGUGAUCUCAGCGGCCCAGUACCACCGGAGCUGCCAGGAGCUGCUGGGCGACAACUUCAACAGAGUCUUCAACGAGCUGCUGGUGCUGCUGCCGGACCUGCAAAAGCAGCAGGAGCUUCUCACUGCCCACGGGGACUUCAAGGCCCUGGAGAAGCAGCAGGGUGGUGGUGGUGGUGGUGGUGGUGGUGGUGGUGGGGCAGCCAAGGCCAAGAAGAACAAGAAGAAGACGGCCUGGCAGACCAGCUCGCCCAGCCUGGGCCCCGAGCUGGACUGCCAGGUGUGCCCCACUUGUAGGCAGGUGCUUUCCCCGAAGGACUUCAACUCCCACAAGACCUUGCACAUGGGGGGCGAGGAGGACUUCCCCUCUUUGCAGGCUAUCAGUAAGAUCAUCAGCUAAUAAAUAAAGCCCCUUUUUUGCCUGCGCUCACGUGCACAGCCACACAGCUACAGCCACAGCCAGCUCUGUCUGCUAGUUCAGAUGACCCAGAGCAUCUCCAGAGUGUUUUAUUAAAAGGCUUGAGGAGAGUGAUUGAGUGCUUCUACCAGUGAGGGUGUGAUCUUGAUGUAAGAAUGAAUGGGGAAUGUGAUACGCCUGUGUUGGAUUCUGGGAAAUGUAGGCCCUAUGUUACAGAAAGGAGAUAACCUGACUAGUCCAGGGGUCCUUCAUUUCCCUUUCCAGACAAGCAGGACUAACACGUUUUUUUUGUUAUUUAAGCAAAAUAAGUCAUCUUUACUUGAACAUUUUUGAAAAGCUAAAGCAAGUAAUCUUUUUUCUAAAACCCACAUGGUAUAAUCCAUGCUAAUCUUGCUGUUCAUCAGGGGGGCCGUGUUUUAAACAGGUGAGUUUGUCACCCAAUUGUUAUUAAGUUCAAAUGAAAAAGGUGGCAAAAUUAGCAAGUUGUUAAUUUCAGCCGAAGUCUUUUCGAUUUGCCUGUAUUGAUUUCUUUUCUAAAUAUGUUGAAUUUUUGAAAGAAUUUUAUCAAGUUUGCCUUUUGGGAAAACUAAAGUAUUUAUUUAAGCAUUUUCCCCACCUGAACACGAGCAUCCCUCACAACUCACCCAAUACAUUAAUUGGAGAAAAAAAAAGUGAUGAGGUUAAUGUCAUGUGAACAAAAAUGCAAACAAUUAAAAGGCAUACAACAUGAA